Molecule: messenger RNA, 1728 nt
Organism: Pterocles gutturalis (yellow-throated sandgrouse)
Lineage: Eukaryota; Metazoa; Chordata; Aves; Pterocliformes; Pteroclidae
Gene: DDX11
Product: DEAD/H (Asp-Glu-Ala-Asp/His) box helicase 11
Exons: 16
Biological process (GO): establishment of sister chromatid cohesion
Cellular component (GO): nucleus
Molecular function (GO): hydrolase activity, acting on acid anhydrides, in phosphorus-containing anhydrides; DNA binding; DNA helicase activity
Source: RefSeq, a predicted model, not a curated record
GGAAAGUCCCUGAGUCUCAUCUGCGGGGCCCUCUCCUGGCUCCGGGAUUUUGAGGAGAAAAAGCAGCAGGAGGAGGCACGACUUCUGGCACUUGAGCACAGCGGACAGGAGGGGAAGAAGCCACCAACUUCAGCGGAACCAGGACAGCUGGAGAGCAAUGGCACUGCUGGAGAACCCGACUGGGUCACGGCGUUUGUGCAGAAGAAAGAAGAGCAGGACAUGGUGAACAGGCUAAAGGAAGAGCAGAUCAGGAGGAAAAAGCGAGAAGAACGUCUUGAGAAAAUUCGCCAUAAUGUGCAGUUAAAAUACGCAGCAAAGAGAAAGAGAUCUGAGGAUGAGACAAAGCGCCUUCUUCAGCUCAGCAAGGACGUUCUUUCAGAGGGAGCUGGAGUGGAUGUUCUAGAGCAGUUGGAUCACAACGAGGAGGAGCUGAUUCUUGCUGAAUAUGAGAGUGACGAAGAAAAUAAAGUGUUAUCUGGGCUGGAAGAAGAUGACAAUGAUUUAGAAGAGGAGCAUGUGACUAAGAUUUACUACUGCAGCCGCACUCACUCUCAGCUGUCUCAGUUUGUGCGCGAGGUGCAAAAAAGUCCUUUUGGCAAAAACACACGUCUGGUCUCCUUGGGAUCCAGGCAGAACCUGUGUGUGAAUGAGGAAGUGCAACGCUUGGGGGCUCUCCAGCUCAUCAAUGACCGCUGCAUGGAGAUGCAAAAGAACAAACUUGAAAAGAAGAGUGAUGAAGAGAAUGAAGGGAAGAAGAGACGUGUGAGUCGCAUUGUAUGCCCAUUUUAUUCCUACGAGCAAAUGCAGUUUCUCCGUGAUGAAGUUCUAGUGGAAGUGAAGGAUAUUGAGCAGUUGGUGGCUUUGGGAAGGGAGACCAAAGCCUGCCCAUAUUAUGGGAGUCGAUACCGUGUGCUUCUCCUGUAGCUGGUGGUGCUGCCCUAUCAGAUGCUCUUACAUGAGCCUACCAGGAGCGCUGCUGGGAUCAAGCUGAAGGACCAGGUCGUAAUCAUUGACGAGGCUCACAACCUCAUAGACACCAUCACCUGUAUCCAUAGUGCGGAGGUCAGUGGCUCUCAGCUGUGCGGUGCCCACUCCCAGCUGUUGCAGUACAUGGAGCGAUAUAGGAAACGUUUGAAGGCAAAGAACUUGAUGUACAUUAAGCAAAUCCUGUAUUUGCUGGAGCGGUUUGUGGCCAUGCUGGGAGGUAAUGUGAACCAAAAUCCUAGCUGUCAGGCAGUUUCCCAAACAGGGACAGUGCUAAAAUCCAUCAAUGAUUUUCUAUUUCAGAGCCAGAUUGACAAUAUUAAUCUCUUCAAGGUUCAGCGUUACUGUGAGAAGAGCCUCAUCAGUAGGAAGCUUUUUGGGUUUGUGGAGCGAUAUGGAAGCCCUGCCACAGCUGUGAAGACCAACAAGGAGAACCAGAAGUUGGCUGGUUUGCAGAACUUUCUUCUGACCCUCCAGCAGGGAUCUGAUAAAGAGGGUACUCCCCAGAGCCCUCCUGUGGAGGCUGAGAACGACCAGCUCCGAAGUGCCUCUCCACUAAUGCAGAUUGAAGGAUUUCUCUCAGCCCUUACAAAUGCAGACCAAGAUGGCAGAGUCAUUCUCAACAGGCAAGGCACAGUUGGUCAGAGCAGCCUCAAAUUCCUCUUGCUGAAUCCAGCUGUCCACUUUGCCAAGGUGGUGGAAGAAUGUCGUGCUCUAAUCAUUGCUGGGGGCACCAUGCAGCCG